AUUGAUCUUGAGCACUGGAGACAAAGCUGAAGACAUCUCCCGGCGUCAGGACCGCGCGUCGGAUACAACGCAAGUAAAAUGGAGACCGAUGUAUCGUUGCAUAUGAGAAAUGCGUGAUCGUUAUCGAAGCUUUCGUCGUCGAUGUAAAGGGGACGUGUGGAACCUCGCAUAACCCGACGUCUUUACGCGAAGGGUUCGAGUCUUUAGGACAUGCGCAAUGCAGUGUUUCGUUUGUGAUAAAGCAGUCGCUGUCAGGGUGCGAAUGUGCUACUUUGUAAUGGGAAAUAGAGCUUAAUAUCCCUACUGUAUGCCGCAAGCACGUCGCAAGUACACGCACAUGAAAUCGCAUUGAAAACACAUUGAAAGUAAUGGGUACGUGACAGAACCGGGCGACCGAUCCAAAGUGCCGAACAGAAGUGAACCGGAAGACGGAAUUUGGCGAAGGUGUUCCCUACGCGAACCUCUCUCUGGUCUCCAUCACCAGCACCACGGACAGCGACCAUGAACAGGUUACGCAGGAAGGCGUGCGUGGCUCUUCUCCUCUUCACUCUCUUCAUUUUCGGCACUAUGAUGGGCCUACGAACCCUUAAACCCACCGACGGUUUCUCCGACCUGGCACCGGGAAUGGAGUUAAUGCCCGCGGUUGGAGAGAGAACGGACCAGAGACCCAAUCCUUUGGCCGAAGCAGCAGGUCAGACCGGAAUUGGAAGCGACACAAAGAUAGUGUUCUCCAACUCCGGUCCAGACCACAGCAUAUUCUACGACAUCCACAUCUUCUAUUAUUUAUGGUAUGGCACUCCACAGAUGGACGGCAGUUAUAUACACUGGGACCACGUGCUGGUACCACACUGGGACCCUAAAAUCGCUGCCAGUCACCCUAACGGGCGACACAACCCUCCGGAGGACGUCGCGUCCAGUUAUUACCCUGAUCUGGGACCCUACAGCUCCAGAGAUCCAGAUGUCAUUGAGUCGCACAUGGCACAGAUAGAAGCUGCAGCUGCAGGUGUAGUGGUGCUGUCCUGGUACCCGCCCGGUGUGGCAGAUGAACAUGGCAAAGCCUCAGAGGAUCUAGUGCCCGCUGUUAUGGAUGCUGCCCAUAGACACAGUAUCAAGGUUGCGUUUCACCUGCAGCCCUACAAAGGCCGGACGGACCUCAGUGUGCACGACAACAUUAAAUACAUCAUUGACAAAUACGGCAAACACGGUGCGUUCUACAGGUUCAAGUGCAGCACUGGGAAGGUCCUUCCGCUCUUCUACGUGUACGACUCGUACCUGACCCCACCCGAGACCUGGGCCGAGCUGCUCACUUCUCGAGGGUCUCACAGUCUCCGAGGAACCCCUUACGACGGCAUCUUCGUCGCGCUCAUCGUUGAAGAGCGGCACAAGGACGACAUCCUGUCCGGAGGUUUUGACGGCAUGUACACUUAUUUUGCCUCCAACGGUUUCUCCUUCGGAGCUUCUCACCAGAACUGGAAAGCUAUCAAAGCUUUCUGCGACAAGAGCAACUUGCUGUUCGUGCCGAGCGCAGGGCCGGGUUACAUAGACACCGCCGUCCGUCCCUGGAACAAUCACAAUACACGCAACCGCGUGAACGGGCGAUAUUACGAGACGUCUUUGCAGGCGGCGAUGUCCGUGAGGCCGGAUAUCAUCACGAUAACCUCAUUUAAUGAAUGGCAUGAGGGAACUCAGAUCGAGAGAGCCGUGCCUAAGAAGACUGUGGCUCGUCUGUAUUUGGACUACAAACCCCAUCAGCCAGACCAUUACCUGGAGCUUACCAGAAAGUGGGCGGAGCAUUUUAGUAAAGAGAAAGAGCAGUGGCUUAUGUAAUCGGACCCCGUUACUCAAGUUUUUCAUUGACAUCGUCUUCGUACUGUCAUUGUAAAUUAUGAUCCUUUUAAUUGAUUCUUAUGUUUUAAAGGCAGCUAGUUCAACAAGGUCAAACUACAUUAACUCUUCAUUUACUGUACAUCUUCUUCACAGAUUGAUGCAAGUAAUAUAGUUGAUCUAAACAUUUUGUUAUCAUUUACUCACACUGUUAUUUCAUAAAACUAAAAGAAGGGGCCAUCUUAAAACUGGAGCAUGAAAGACACAACAUGUGAACGGCCCCUGAAACUGUUGAGCUAUUUAGAUUAAGAACGAGAAUUAACAUUUAUUAUUCAAUCCCAUUUACACUCCCGCUUAUUUAAGAGUGGCAUAGUAUGAUUGUUCACACCAGUUUUAUUUAUUUAUUACCAGUGUUAUGAGUUUUGGCCUUCGACCUGUUAACAGGACUUCUGUUACUUUGUGUUUUUGUGUGACAUUUUUAAACAUCCCUGUGAUUGCUAGUGUUUGUUUGUUUUUGUGAAAAAGACUGAAUUUAUUAUUUAACGGAAAUCAUACUGAAAAAUGAUGCAUAUUGUAUUUUCAUCUCUCCGUUUAUUUUCUCUGUCUGCUUUUUCUCUGCAGGGUAUUGGAAGGGCUGGAGCUAUAGUAAUAUACAUGUUUAAUAUUUAAAAUUAAACAGUACUUGUGUAAUGGUUGUGAGAAAGACACAACAUGAUAUUAUUAAAAAAAUAAUUUCUGUUUAAA
Molecule: messenger RNA, 2568 nt
Organism: Triplophysa dalaica
Lineage: Eukaryota; Metazoa; Chordata; Actinopteri; Cypriniformes; Nemacheilidae
Gene: maneal
Product: mannosidase endo-alpha like
Exons: 4
Coding region: 502-1827 (441 amino acids)
Cellular component (GO): Golgi apparatus
Molecular function (GO): alpha-mannosidase activity
Source: RefSeq, a predicted model, not a curated record